Molecule: messenger RNA, 823 nt
Organism: Prorocentrum cordatum
Lineage: Eukaryota; Dinophyceae; Prorocentrales; Prorocentraceae
Source: the annotation of a GenBank genome assembly
UUUUCGGCCGACGCCGGGGCACAACACGCAACUAGGCGAGCUGGUCAGGCUGCAGCGGAAGCUACUCGCCAACACGGGCAUACUAUACAAACAGUGCGCAUGCUACGUACUUGCGUAUGUCCGCUGCCUAGGCUGCCCUGUGAAAUCGAUGGGCAGGGAGUGCCCAGAGACUCGAUGGGCAGGGAGUGCCCUUGUGGCACCGCCUCUCGUAGAGGCAGGCGUGGCCAGCAUACCAACGAAACAAAUCCUCGAGGUGCAAAACGAGGAGGAGGAGGAAGAGGAGGAGGACGAAGGGAAGGGGAAGGGAAAGGGGAAGGGCAAGCUGCCACACCAGCGAGAAGGCCACCUCGUCGCGCGAGUAUAUUCGUGCCCCCCGCGGGUGGUCCAGGCACCCGAACCUCUAGCGCGCACUUCCAAGCCACGGGCCCACCCAGGGCCUGAAGCGGGCACCGCCAGACCUUACACGAUAAUGCUUCCUCCGCUCUUCUAGCGCGGGGGAGAGGACAGAGGAAGGAGAGAGAGGGAGAGAGAGGAUGAUGAGUGGAGGGAGGGCGGAGGAGGCGAGACUCGAACUGAAAAUCAACUCUCUGGAAGACCCCGAAGCCCCCCUCCUCCUUCCCACCGUUCCUCCUUCGCAUUCCUCGUCUUCUUAAGGCUGUUGCUUGCUCGUAGCUGCAGACAAGCGUCAACCCUAGUCACCACUAGCAUCGAGUUGCUGCACGAUCUGCACCCCGGCUGCUCUGGCGGACACCUCCACGGAUGCCUGAUAGGCACCAGCUGGCAGGAGGAUGCCCACAUGACACCCCGCAGCACUCCGAGAUCA